This is a messenger RNA of Lizanozyma spartinae, 1845 nucleotides long. RefSeq lists its product as uncharacterized. The coding region runs from base 1 to 1845 and encodes 614 amino acids. The record is from RefSeq and is a predicted model, not a curated record. Lineage: Eukaryota; Fungi; Ascomycota; Pichiomycetes; Serinales; Debaryomycetaceae. Gene Ontology annotation, cellular component: mitochondrion. Gene Ontology annotation, biological process: mitochondrial proton-transporting ATP synthase complex assembly; mitochondrial gene expression; mRNA stabilization. The transcript has a single exon.
AUGAUCUCUAGGACGCUUUUCAAAACCAGAAACAUACGCUCUUGUGUCUGUGCAGUUCACGGUCUUCAAAACAAUCUUCGUUUGCAAAUCCGAAGGUACGAGUCUACAAAAUUACCAGAUGAACCACAAGAUUCGUCUUCCGCAGACUCUGUGCCUUGGUACUUAAGAGAUGAUACUCUGUCCCCAUUAAUCGACAGUGCACCAGUACAGCUUCCCGAGCUUCCUCAAGGAUGUCCCUCGCUGGUUAAAGAGUUUGUUGAAGCUCUUGGUACCAAGUAUGGGAUGAGUGACAUCGAAGUGUUUGAUAUGAGUCAAAGAGUAGCAGAAACAGAUGAAGAACACCUAGCAGACUAUAACAUUAUCUGCACUGGGAAGUCCGAGAAACAUGUCUAUAAGGCAGCUUACGAGUUGAGACUGUUGUUAAAGAGUUCACACGCGCAUCUUCCUCGGAUAGAGGGGAUGGUAUCUAAUGCCAUAAGCCCUGUUGAACGUAGGAGACUAUUGAAAAGAGCAGGGAAAGGUCCUCUGAAGGCCGACAGUGAUUUUGGGUUAAAGGCGAACAGUUGGGUCAUGUGCAACACACAUGUUGACAAUGUAUUUAUUCAUAUUCUCACUAAAGACAGAAGAGAUCAGCUAUGUUUAGAGAGUUUGUGGUGUCAAGAGUCAGAGAAGGACAAAUACCUUAACAGAGGACUUAGUUUUGAAGAUUCUGACGACAUUUUCAUAGGUAUAAAGAGACACUACCAUACCCGUCGUGGAUACAGUACUCCUACCACCAGUCUGUUAGAAUCACUUCUAGACAAGGUACAAGCCUUAGCAAGUACUGGAGAACCAAUAGACCCAUUUUUAUUAGAGGUUGACGGUAACUUUGAUCCCAACAAUUUAAAGCAUCAUGUGACUAGAUCCCAAAUCUAUAGCGAGAUUCACAGAAUAAACCCCCAAGUAAUUCUGAGCCAGAAAGUGGAAAAUGCCAUAUUAGAGAAAUAUGGUAACUUGAUUCUAGCCUUGAAUUCCGGUACCCAACUAGAAUCCCAGAGACCCCAUGAUAUGGUGUUGUACAUUGAGCAUUUAUUAGACCUGAGGCAAGCACAACCAGAACCUGGCUGUGAUUCAGACGAAUUAAGCUGGAAACAAAGAAUAGAUGCUUCUUUUGAUAAGCUUUCCCAAUUCACAGAGAAGCUCUAUAUGUUUAAUAAUAGAGAGCUUGACUUGACAGGACUGAAUAAACUUAUUCCCUUAUUAUGGAGACUCACUUGGAUUGGAAGAGAUAGUGAUGAUUCGAGAUUUGUGACUGUGACUCCAAGAAUGGUAGAUGAAGCCCUCACUGACCCUGAGUCGUCAUUUAAGGUACAGAGUUCUAGUGAGCCUUCCAUAUUGCUUGCGUCCAAUAGAGCUGCGGAUAUACUACAAUUGAUUGAGUACACCAAUAAGAGAAGCAACAAGGUAGCCACCAGAACGUUUAACGAGCUCGUGAUGUUUACAUACGGGAAUGCAAGUAAAUGGGAUAAGUUUUGGAACCAAUGGGAGGUUCAUUUGAACUUGUUAGGAACACAACAAGGGGGUACUAUUCAGUAUCCAAUAUCUAAAUGGGCAAGAUUAAUCACGUUCUUAGCUCUUAGAAAUGAUUCUAAAGCUAUAACAUAUUUUUUCAAUACUUUAUGGGAUGCUAAUAUUGUUUCACUGUCAUUCAUGUCUGAUUUCCGUCUUGUUAAAGGUGAAUUUGCUUCAGUAGAAGAGAAACAAUGUGUUAAACUCGCUUUAAAUCAUAUGUUACUGGUAGUAAAUGAAGAUUCCAAUAAUAUCACCAAUUAUAGAGCCGUGGAAUCUUUAAUUGACUCCAUUUAA